Molecule: messenger RNA, 522 nt
Organism: Octopus sinensis (East Asian common octopus)
Lineage: Eukaryota; Metazoa; Mollusca; Cephalopoda; Octopoda; Octopodidae
Product: tetraspanin-5-like
Exons: 5
Coding region: 1-522 (173 amino acids)
Cellular component (GO): membrane
Source: RefSeq, a predicted model, not a curated record
AUGACAUGGCUGCAGAGGAAAUUGGCUGUGGAGAUGUGCAUGAUUCUCUUUCAUUUAUUUCAGCUUGUUGGUGCUGCUCUGGUUGGCAUUGGAAUCUGGGCAUAUAUUGAGAAGACCCAUUUCAACCAUGCACAAAUUGAAAAUAUCUACGAUGCCAUUUUUGAUAUUUCACUCAUCUUUAUCAUCCUUGGAAUAAUUAUCUUUAUCUUAGGUCUUACCGGAUAUAUUGGUGCUUUGAGGGAAAAUAUCUGUCUUUUGUAUUGUUUCAAUAUUCUCCUAGGUGGAAUCUUUCUGUUCUUGUUUGGUGCUUCUGUGGCAGCAUUUCUCCUGAAAGACAAAUUCAUAGGGAAACUCACAAGCAUCUUCCAAGAGAAUGUUAUACCGAAAUACACUGAAGAUGAUGACACGAAAAGUUUAGUUAAUUGGAUUCAAGAACAGGUGAGCUAUUUACACACACACACACACACAUACAUAAAAUAUACAGAUAUACGUACUGUGCCGGCCUGUCAACAGGUAUCUUAG